AAUAACUAUAUUGUAUUAAUUUAGUGAUAUGAUGUGUUAAUUGUUAAUUUUUAAUAUUUUUAAACAAAACUUUAAAAAUAUUUUAUCAUAAUUUUCUAGUUAACGGUUCUUCAUAUUUAUUUACAAAUAAUAAUUACUCGGGGAAACAUAUGUCGUUUUUUAUGGUUUUUUUAAUAAGUUUGAUGAUUACUUCAAUUUGUUUGGGUCGUUGUGGCUGUAUUCCGUAUCACUAUUUCGACAACGGCGCCUCAGAUGUGGUAAACUUGGGCAUUUGUGGGCAGUCGAACGUCAACGGCCUUAAAACACUAUUUAAAGAAGUUUCUGAAACCAAAUCAACUGUAAUGAAUCUCCCUACACGUGGUCUGUUUUACCCAGAUGACAUGUUUUUUACGAAUUGGGCUCCAAGAGUUCUCACAACAGAUUGUUCAGAAAAACAGUCAUCGGUGACGACUCCAUCGGGUUCUAUUUUUAAGUACACUACAGAGAUAACAAAAAAUUAUGAAAAAACAAAAAUAUUACUAACAACUGUCAGCCAAAAAAAUUCAUCAUACGCCCAAAAUUCAUCGCUAGGCAAUAAAAAAACAACAUUAAGCUUGAAAAAUUCGCCGUUUGACCGGCAUAAAUUUACUCGAGGACAUCGAAGGUCCACUCGUACACGUCUUCAAAAGACUACGGUCGAUGGACAAAAGUUCUCCGCGGAUGCCGUACAAAUGUCAACCAAAGUUCACUUGCAAAAUUCCUCACGAAAACUACAGAAGUCGUCGCGUGAAAAGUCAACAACCCUCCGUAAAUCGACACGUAGAUCUAAGAAAUCGUCGGCAAUCCAUCAAAAAGUUGUUGAGAAGUCCAAUGUCGCAGCAACCACUCCAUCUUUCUUCGACUACUACGCAGAUGAUGGCGAAGAUACGACUAUAAAUUAACUUCGUGAAAAUUUUUACUGGUUAGAUGUUGCCAAUAUAUAAUUCACUAUAUACUAGUACGUAUACCGUGCCAUGUUGUACAUUUAUUAUUAUUAUAAUUAAAUAUAUUGUAUUGGAUAAACCAUUAUUCAAUUAUUACAGCA
Molecule: messenger RNA, 1063 nt
Organism: Aphis gossypii (cotton aphid)
Lineage: Eukaryota; Metazoa; Arthropoda; Insecta; Hemiptera; Aphididae
Exons: 3
Coding region: 150-920 (256 amino acids)
Source: RefSeq, a predicted model, not a curated record